GAAAAAGUUCUUCACCAACCCCACAUCUGACAGAUGGCUGAUCUCCAAAAUUUAUAAAGAACUCAAGAAACUAGAUAUCAAAAUACAAAAUAACACACUUGAAUGGGAUAUAGAAUUCAUAUAAACAAUGAAUUCUCACCAGAAGAAAUUAAAAUGGCCAAAAGACAUUUGAGGAACUGCUCAACAUUCUUAAUUAUCAGGAAAAUGCAAAUCUAAAUGACCCUGAGAUACCAACUUACACCUGUCAGAAUGACUAAUAUCAAAAAUAUAGAAGAGAGGUUAUGUUGGAGAGGAUGUGGAGUUGGGGAACACCCCUCAGCUGCUAGUGGGAGUUCAAACUUGUACAGCCAAUUUGGAAAUCAGUAUGGCAGUGUCUAAGAAAAUUGGGGAUCAAUCUACCUCAAGACCGCUACUGGGCAUUUAUCCAAAGUAUACUCAAUCAUACCACAUGUUCAUAGCAGCAUUCUUUUAAAUAACCAGAACUUGGAAACAACCUAGAUGCCCCUCAAAAAGGAUGGAUAAAGACAUUAUUGUACAUUUACACAAUGGAGUACUACUCAGCAGUAAAAAAUGAUGACCCCAUGAAACUUGUAGGCAAAUGAAUGAUACUAGAAAAAAAAACAUCCUGGUUGAGGUAACACAGAUUCAAAAGACAAAUACGCUCACAGAUGACUGCUGCAAAGAUUAAAGAAGCUUCCACAGGCUUGUUAAAGACAGACGUCACUACUCCAGACAGCCUGAAAGAUGUAGAAAUAGGUAAAAAAGUCCAAGGAAAAUGUCUGAGAAUCAUCUCUGCUGAGUCUCCUGCUAAGCUUUACUGCUGCUACGGAGUGAUCGCUGUCCUCACUGUAACUGUACUUUCACUUUCUGUUGCUUUGUCAUUGUCAGGGAGACCAGUCACUGAGAACAGUGGACCUUGCUAUGCUACCUGCCCAAAAGACUGGAUUGGAUUUGGAAAUAAAUGUUAUUAUUUUUCUGAAGAAAUGAGAAACUGGACAUUCAGCCAGACUUCCUGCAUGGCACUAGAGGCCCAUCUAGCUAUACAUGAGAGCCAGGAGGAGCUGAAUUUCCUGAAGAGAUACAAGGGACCUUCUGACCACUGGAUUGGCCUUCACAGGGAGUCACCCGAAGACCCUUGGAUGUGGACAGACAACACUGAAUAUAACAACUUGGUUCUCACCCAAGGUGGAGGAGAAUAUGCCUACCUGAAUGACAGCGGAAUCAGCAGUGCCAAGGACUACAUACAUAAGAAGUGGAUUUGUAGAAAGUCUAAAAUAUGUACUUCACAAUGCCCAGAAAUUUUAAAUCCAGGCUAGGGAAUGUGCCAAAGCAUGCAUGAGAAACAGAUGCUCUUUGACCUGUUAUAUACAGUUGCUACUCUACUCCUGAUCUGCUAAAAUUAUCUACAUCCAUCAAUAAUAUGUGUUGCCAAAAAGAUGGAAAUUUACUUAGAGGAUAACAGAUAUGGGAAGAGAGCAUGGAUGAUUCUGAAUUAUACAGACUUUUGGGUAUAAGCUAGUAUUCAUAUUCUUUUUUCUUUUGGUUUGUUUUGUUCUUUUUCAUUACUUUAUGUUUUACAUUCCAAUAUCAGUUCCCUAGUAUUCAUAUCUUAAAUCUGAAAUACAAUCAUGUCUGUAUUAGUGAACUACACUUUUAUGACAAGUUAUGAAUUUUUAUUAGUUCUUGAUUUGAAUGCAUGGGACAUAAAAUUGUAGGUUGGCUGAACCCAUGGAAAUGGUUCAAUAAUCACAAAAAGAUGAGGUUGGCCUGUGUCCUCCAAAUAAACAUGAUCAUCAUUUUUUUUUUUACAAAAUUCAAUGACCAAUAUGAAGGGAGAUCUAGACAAGAUCACAUUCUAUGGUUUAAUGCCAUUGUCAAAGGUUUUCAACUUUACUUCUUGGUGUUCUUUUUUAAUUAAAAUAGACUAAGAAUAUGUGAUAAGCAAAUGUAAUUUUAGUUUCCUAAUUUAACAUUUUGAGAGUUUCAUAUGUGAGUAUGCCAUUUGAAUUUUAUUCCUUGUUAGGCUCUUUUCAGAUCAGGAGACAAUUAAUUCCAGAACCUCCUUUAAAGCAUCUGAUGGCUAAUCUUGCCUUCAUUUACACUUGUUAAUUUUCAGGAACAAAAUAAUUUAAGUUUAUGGUCAUAUGCUAUACUGUACUGAGGAGUCCCAAAAAGGACGAAAUAACAGGUCACAAGCAUCUCUUCUUUUAACUCUGUUCUUUCUUUAUUGACAUUAUAUUAAACCUUCUCAUGCAUGCUAGGCAAACUGUGUACUACUGAUGUUUGACACUCUCUAGUUUUGUGAAGUUUGUUUUGUAACAAGGUUGCUAUGUAAUCCACAAAUGGCAAGAAUCGAGCUAUAAACUACCACAUAGGACAUAUCUUUACUCUUUACUAAAACAUGUGUUUGGGCUCUGUUAUAUGGCUCUGAAGGUAAAGUCACCGUCCACUAAGACUGAUAACCUGAGUUGGACACCUGGACUCAUGUGUUGGAAGUAGAAAACCUUCCACAGGAAGUUUGUCCUAUGACCUUUGUGCUGUAUAGAUACACAUUCACAAAUAAAUGAUAAAAUCAAAUAAAAAGUUAAUGUUCA
This is a messenger RNA of Cricetulus griseus (Chinese hamster), 2594 nucleotides long. The record is from RefSeq and is a predicted model, not a curated record. Lineage: Eukaryota; Metazoa; Chordata; Mammalia; Rodentia; Cricetidae.